AGUCCUUUAUAAUGGUUUGAAGAAAAGGUUUACAGAACAAAGAAAGUCCUAAUGCAAUUUUGGUUCUUCUAGGGACUGGACUUGAUUGUUCAAAAGGUCCUUGCCAGUCCAAUGUUCCUAUCUUAGGAUCUUAACCUCAGUUAAGAUUCAUUAAAUUAUUGUGGGAAUAGUUUUGGAGAAAGAAAAACAAGACAAAAUGAAUGAGUCAUUUGGCUUAGUCAGAAUAACUACAUUGAGGUUUGAGUGCUAUUUUUUUAAAUCAUGUCUAGUGGUAUAAAAGAAGUUGAAAAAGAGAAAAGUUCUGUUUAUAAUUUGUAUAUUAUUUUAAUUUUUUUUCUAUACAAUAUUACAUUCCUCCUAUAAGGCUAUGGCCAAUAGUCUGAACUUCUCAGGUCUGUGAAAUACUUAUCUUUCUCCUAUUCCAUAGGGAUUACAGAAGGGUUGUCCUUCUACAGAAUACAGUAUCCACCUGCACUUCAUUAGAGAGCAGCAGUUGUACAUGCCACACCACAAGAUCACCAUGAUGACAUAGCAGCUUCAGUCAACAGCGUGACUAGGGGUUUUCUUCUGGUUUUUUUUUUCUUGGGUUUUUUUAGCUUUUGUAUUACAGAGGUUCUGGCAGCCAGUUACCUCCUGACACUAUUUACAGCAUAUAUUGGUCGAUACAGAUUCUCUUAUUGCAUCUGCUCUGGGAAUUAAAGAAAGCAGCUUCAAGGCUGUAAGAACAGGACACAAGGCAAAGAUGCAUCUAAACUCCGUGCCUUUCUUUCUGGUAUUGAUCAGUGGAAUUUUCUGUCAAUAUGACUAUAAUCCAGAUGACUAUGGUUAUGAGCGCUAUGUGCCAUCUUCAUCACUCUGUGCCCCAGAAUGUGACUGUCCUAUAAACUACCCAACUGCAAUGUACUGUGAUAAUCUUAAACUAAAAAGUUUUCCAAUUGUACCCUCUGGAAUAAAAUACCUAUAUAUCCGAAACAAUAUGAUUGAGGGCAUUGAAGAAAAUGCAUUUGAGAAUGUAACAGAUCUACAGUGGCUGAUCCUAGAUAAUAACCAUUUGGAAAACUCAAAAAUUAAGGGAAAAGUCUUUGCUAAACUGAAGAAUUUAAAGAAACUGCAUAUAAAUUAUAACAACUUGACUGAAGUUGUUGGACCACUUCCCAAAACCCUGGAUGAACUGCAACUUAGUCACAACAAGAUCUCAAAAGUCAGCCCCAAUGUACUAGAAGGACUUAUGAACCUGACUGUCAUUCACCUACAGAACAACCAGCUGAAAGGAGAUGUUCUUUCUGGGGCUUUUAGAGGCCUGAAUUCUCUUCUGUAUCUAGACCUGAGCUUCAAUCAAAUUACAAAGCUACCAACAGGACUGCCUCGCUCCUUACUCAUGCUAUAUUUUGACAACAACCUGAUCAGCAAUGUUCCUGAUGAGUUCUUCCAGGGUUUUAAAGUCCUGCAGUAUUUACGUUUGUCUCACAAUAAGUUGGAAGAUUCUGGAAUACCAGGCAAUGUUUUCAAUAUCUCCUCACUAGUCGAACUGGAUCUCUCCUUUAACAACCUGAAGAGUAUUCCAACAGUCAGUGAAAACCUUGAAAACUUCUACCUCCAAGUCAACAAAAUUAACAAGUUUCCACUGAGCAGCUUUUGUAAAGUUGUUGGACCAGCAACCUAUUCCAAGAUAACACAUUUGCGCUUGGAUGGAAAUAAUCUCACUCGAGCUGACCUACCACAUGAAAUGUACAACUGUCUCCGUGUAGCUACAGAGAUCUCACUGGAGUGAUGGGCCUCAAAACCUUUAAUUUCUUUCUAAGGGCCAUAAUCAUAUGAUUUACAUCACACUCACUCUUUAAAAUUAGGAUAUACCAAGGGUCAAUUUGCAUAUUAUCUAUUCUGUUUGUUAAUAUUUAGCUUGAACAUGGUGAUCCUAAAAAAUAUGUUUGUGCAUAGCUUUACAAAUAGUUUCAGUUGUCUGUGUUAGGAAAUAGGAGGAGGACUUGCUUCAGCCAAAAAUAAAGACCCCAUCUAGCUUUCAAGUGAAAGUAAUAAAUAUCACAGUUGUAACAGUUUCUGUACUCACAAACAACACACACACAGAUACACACACAUACCAUCUAGGCUAAGUACAGACAGUCAAAAAACAUGAGGCUAAAUUCAUUCAAUCUAGGCAGCUCCCUCGAAGCUGAGUAGGUUGAACCAAUAACCAACUGAACUGACAUUCAGUUUUCAAUUGGGAAAGGUGGAGCGGAGGGAAUUUCCUCUGCUCCCCGGCAUUUGUUUUGCCUCAGACGCUCAGCACCCAAAGCAAAACCAGCUAGGGAGAAGCAGGAGAAUUUCCCUCUACUCCCUGAAGCUGCCUGAGACUUGCAGGGGCUGAGGCAAGCCUCUCUGCCCUUCCAGAGGGGAAAAAUUCCCCUCAGCAACCUAGGGCUACCUAGGCUAGGGGACCCUAGGCUAAGGUGGGGGGAAGCCCCCCAAGGCAGGGGCUCCCCAAUGCCUCCAUGCUGGACUGCAUGGCAGACACCCAGCUAGGGCAACUCCUUCUUCCUCUCUCCUGUGGCAGCCGCUGAAGCAAACAGCAUCUGGGAAUGGGGAGGAGGAAAAAGAGAGAGCUGCCAAGGGCUGAAAAGCUCCCAGCAAAGGGACUUUCCUUCCCCCAUGUGCUGUGUAGACCCUGACUAGAGUGAUAUGGGGGUCUAUUCCCCUGCCUUCCCAUCCCUAUGAGCUAAUGGAUGCAGGCAGGAAACAGGCUAAGGAGCAGAGGAGUGAGGCAGUCCCUGCUCCACUGGAGCAGGCAGCAUAUCCCAGGGCUACAAAGCAUCCUGGGAUGCUGGGGGGCGGGUCUGCGAAUUAAUUGCACCAGGAAGGGAUCUGGGACAGAAGUUCCAUAAACCUGGUUUGACCUAAAUCAAUGAGGUCUGAUACUAUAUCUAACCAGGUUUAUCUUAAACUGGUUUUGGUUAUUUGUAAAGCAGUUUAUGUGCACUGAACUUCUGUUCUGUUACAGGUUUAAAUCAGUUUCUGAUCACUUAAACUGGUUUAUGCAUAACUUCUGUCCCUAACCCUGCAGUGUAGAGUCUUGCUCAGGUUUGCAUAGAAGUCAGAUGAGUUUGGGCAGAAUUCUGAAUGGUAUUUUAGGGCUAAAUUGUGUAUAGGUACAAUACCCUUCUGGGUCACACUCAAUAUUCAUAUUAUACAUUUUUUUUGCCAUGUUUAGCAAUCACUAAGGAAAAGCAUAAUUUAGCAAUGAAAAUUAUAAAAUUUGAAGAAAAUACAUUUUCAGAGUCCCUGGCAGACUGAAAUUAAUUAAAUACUUGACAGAUGAUGGGGAAACACAAUUAUUUUUUCCAGGUAUUUAGUUGUUUAUUGAUGUUUUUGUCAUAUUUACAUUUAAACAUUCAUGGCAAGAUUUUUAUCCGCUACUGGUAGAAUUGCUAUUUCACAGUAAGUCAUAUGUACAUGUAUUUUUAUUCAAUUAUUUGCAUGCUACAUUUAACCAGAUUGUAGAAAAUAAACCAUAGCAAAUAGUACUGUUGUGUCCAUAUCAUUGUCAAAUAUGUUUGAGUCUUUUAUACAUUUCAAAAAGAAAUUCAGGUUAAAGCCAAAAAAUCUAAAUAUAAUAUUUUUCUGAAUUUAUUGUAACAUUAAAUAAAGUGUUUUCUGUA
Molecule: messenger RNA, 3653 nt
Organism: Alligator mississippiensis (American alligator)
Lineage: Eukaryota; Metazoa; Chordata; Crocodylia; Alligatoridae
Gene: LUM
Product: lumican
Exons: 3
Coding region: 743-1771 (342 amino acids)
Molecular function (GO): protein binding
Source: RefSeq, a predicted model, not a curated record